Messenger RNA from Talpa occidentalis (Iberian mole), 3738 nucleotides. It is a transcript of the gene VAT1L, whose product is annotated as vesicle amine transport 1 like. The transcript is spliced from 9 exons. The record is from RefSeq and is a predicted model, not a curated record. NCBI's taxonomy places the organism in Eukaryota, Metazoa, Chordata, Mammalia, Eulipotyphla, Talpidae. The coding region runs from base 91 to 1344 and encodes 417 amino acids. Gene Ontology annotation, molecular function: oxidoreductase activity; zinc ion binding.
ACAGGAGGAACCCGCGGGAGACGAGCCCCGAACCCCCAGCGCCGCAGCAGCCGCAGCCGGUGCGCCCCGCGCCCCGCGCCCCCGUGCGCCAUGGCCAAGGAAGGCGCGGAGAAGGCAGAGGAGACCGAGCAAAUGAUCGAGAAGGAGGCGUGCAAGGAGCCGGCCGAGGGCGGCGGCGGCUCUCACCGCCUCGGGGACGCCCAGGAGAUGCGGACCGUGGUGCUGGCCGGCUUUGGGGGGCUCAACAAGCUGCGGGUCUCCAGGAAGGCCAUGCCCGAGCCACAGGACGGCGAACUCAAGAUCCGCGUCAAAGCCUGUGGCCUAAACUUCAUUGACUUGAUGGUGCGACAAGGGAAUAUCGACAACCCACCCAAGACGCCCCUGGUGCCGGGCUUUGAGUGUUCUGGGAUUGUUGAAGCUCUGGGGGACAGCGUGAAAGGAUACGAGAUUGGGGACCGUGUUAUGGCAUUUGUCAAUUACAACGCGUGGGCAGAGGUGGUUUGCACACCCAUGGAGUUUGUCUACAAGAUCCCAGAUGACAUGAGCUUCUCCGAGGCUGCUGCAUUUCCCAUGAACUUCGUCACAGCCUACAUGAUGCUCUUUGAAGUCGCCAAUCUCCGAGAAGGGAUGUCUGUGCUGGUGCAUUCGGCUGGUGGAGGCGUGGGCCAAGCUGUGGCUCAGCUGUGUUCUACCAUCCCCAAUGUGACUGUCUUUGGGACAGCUUCUACUUUCAAACAUGAAGCAAUCAAAGACUCUGUGACCCACCUCUUUGAUCGAAAUGCAGACUAUGUGCAAGAAGUGAAAAGAAUCUCUGCUGAAGGAGUGGACAUCGUUUUGGAUUGCCUCUGUGGGGAAAACACUGGGAAAGGUCUCAGCCUUCUCAAACCCCUGGGAACCUACAUUUUGUAUGGUUCAUCCAACAUGGUGACUGGAGAGACCAAGAGCUUCUUUAGCUUUGCAAAAUCCUGGUGGCAGGUGGAGAAAGUGAACCCCAUCAAGCUGUAUGAAGAGAACAAAGUCAUUGCGGGGUUUUCCCUUUUGAACCUGCUCUUCAAACAGGGCCGCGCAGGCCUCAUUCGAGGAGUGGUGGACAGACUCCUGGGUCUCUACAACCAGAAGAAGAUCAGACCCGUGGUGGACUCCCUCUGGGCCCUGGAAGAGGUGAAAGAGGCCAUGCAGCGGAUUCACGACCGAGGGAACAUUGGCAAAUUGAUUCUGGAUGUAGAAAAGACCCCAACUCCACUGAUGGCCAACGACAGCACAGAGACCAGUGAGGCGGGAGAAGAGGAGGAAGACCAUGAGGGUGACAGCGAGAACAAGGAGCGGAUACCCUUCAUCCAGUAAGCCCUGGCCCGGCAGGAGAAUGUAAAGGAUAGCUGGGAAGAAGAGCGGCCGGCUGAGGAAGCUCUCCUGUGCCCCCAUGAACAGAUGCUGUAGUCCAGUGUGUGUCGUGUUUGUCUGCAGUCAGCUGAGCUACAAAGCUGUUGAUCACUGUUGUUUUUUGAAAUUAAGUGCCAAUCCCAUUCCAUGCAGUAUUAUGUUUCUCCCCGUUCUGUGGUUCCUCCUCCCCUAUUUCAAAAACAUCCCUUUUUGGGUCCUCCCCAACAGUUCUAGAACAUCCUUGCAAAUUAAUGCAAACCCACAGGUCCAAAACCUAUGAGACCAUUCAUGGGCGAAAACCAGUUUGGAUUGAGAGGUGAGGUCGCUCUGAACAGGUCCUAGAAUUCUUCCAGCCAGGGACACUUUUUGCUGCCAGCCACCCAUACUUGACAGGAGAGCUUGCCAAUUGGGCUGGCAGAGGAGGGUAAGCCAGGAGAUGUUUUCCUACACAUUUUGGAUCUCUCCAAGUAGUACUUCCCCUCGCCCCAUUUAAGAGGCCGCUGUUCUCCUGUCAAAAGGUCAAACCACUCCCCUUUGCCUCUCUGAUGUUUGAGCCUUUCACUGAUUCUCAUUCAUAAACAUGGGGAAAGGAUGUGGAGUUUUGAGGCUAGAAGAUGGGUCAGCAUGAGUUUUCUCUGACACCAUGUCUCAUGAGAAACCCCCACACCCCAUGCCAUAUGUAUUUAAGAAAACUCCAUGUGUGGGGCAAUUUCAGAAGUCAUGACUGAGAUGCACCUAUGUUUGCACACUUGCCUUUGGAUCCACCAAUUUUGUUAUUUUCAUGGCCUGGGCCUAAGGGGCUCAUUUUCCUGUGGAUUGCCCUAAGGAAGACCUCCUUGGAGACCACAGUGGGGAAAAAAAAUCAAUGAGUAUCUUUUUUCUUGCCAAAGCAUGUUCUACCAGGUGACAAGCUCUAGUGAUACAAGGGUUGAUGUCCUGUAUCUGAUGCCAAAUGAAACACAACAUGAUGGUACAGAUUCUUUGCAGGGUCCCUGCUCUUUGGAAAUCAGGGAUCAGACUACUUGACUGAACACCUUUGUCCAACUUUUCUAGCUCCUGAACUCCUGAGAAGCCUCACCCCACCCCCACCCUACUUGACCUGGCUUAGAAAGAGUUCCCUGCAGGAGAUGGCGGAGACCCCAGGGCUCCACAAGGGGGCUCCUCAUUCUCUCCCCCAGUCCUGUUGGCCCAAAGGGUUGACCCCAUCACUCACAAACCAAGCUGGAGACUAGAGGGACACAAAUGAUCAGCACCCCAACUCACUUUAUAUUCUGAAAGACAUCAGAGGGUCCACAUGGCCCAAUCUCUCCACCAAUGAGCCUUAGCGUAGACCCAGCUCCUCCCCCAAGUGAUGGGAAUGAAUGCCUUUCAGCAAUGACCUGACCAAUUUCCAGAGUCCCUUUUAACAAAUGUCACCUCCUUAAUCAUGUUCUUUUCUCCUAUCCUGAGCUUGUGAUGAUGAAUUAUUUAUGCCACACAUAUAUCUAUAUAUAUGAAGGGAGUUUCUCCUCAUUGUGAAUGUACAUGUAAAAUAUGAAGAUGAGACAGGAUGCUGCCAUCAGAUGAGCAAGGAGAUGAGUGUAUCUUAAAAGAGACACCAACAUCAUCUUCUUUUCCUACUCCAGGACUCGCUAACAUUCCAGUUCUAGGCCAUUUAGAGAUAACACAGGGGUUUUUUAUGCUCCCCCCACCCCACAUGCACACACAUACUUCUGCUGUUAUUACUGGUGAUGAUAAUCUUCCCAUAACCAGGAACAGUGGAGUCUUAAGAACUAAUACUCAAGUGACAGUCCUGGUGGGUGGGACACAAAUGGCAUUUUCUAGAGCUGGGAAGCAAACGGGCCAUGUCAGGGCUCUCCCCAACCAGCAAGUGGGAAUUCUAUGUUCAGAACCCAAAUGGGCUUUCUUAUGUCUAGAAGAGGUGCAUGAAAAGUCAUUUUCUCCCCAAAUCUGGUUUUUCAACCAGCCAAACUGAUGCUAAAAUCACCAAUGAUGCCACCUGGUGAAAGAAAACCCUUUGGUCUCCUCAGAAUACAGGAGAAAAACUAGAGUUUGGCCAAUGAGAUCCAUCUAUGCCAUAAAAAAUAGGAAAAAAAAUAGAAUAUCAAAAUUAACCAUUUAAUGCACUCUCAUUUCUAGCACUUUCUUUCCCAUCAUGUGGUUGUUUUCCUGGAGGAAGUAUAAAGAAAAGAAAGGCCUCAGUUUGCCUUAAAGGAACUGUGAAGGCUUCUCUGUAAUUUAAGCUUGAUUGGGGUGAACUGGAACAUUGUCUAAUGUAUUUGUGGCUUUAGAGCUUUUGUUAUAUUGUGCCUACAAAGCAAAUUAUGUUUACAUAAAAAAUAUAAAUAAAGUAUUCAG